CUGUUUUAGUUCAGUGUGAUGCUGCCACAUCGUAGAAAGGACACUUUUCAGAACAUCAUCGAGAUGUUAAGUGGCCGACAGGAUUGACCAGAAAGGGAACGAAGAUAGACAGUUGUAGGUAUAAGACGAUGUACCCAGCAUGGAAUCAGACUUAAUCAACAACCUUGAACCUCGACUUAUCAUCGACUUUCUGUAUGAAAAUGAAGUGAUUACACAAGAGGAACAUAAUGUGUUUAACGAUGUAGAGACACCAAGGAAAAACAGGAGCCGACAGUUACUUGAAUGUAUAGAGACUCGGGGAGACAGGGCGUUCGUUUUGUUUAAACAAGCUAUUGCAGAUAAACCAGAGCUAUGUGAAUACUACAAACAAAUAAAAGACGAGAGAUCAUUUAGAAUUCAAUCACCAAGGAAAAGGAAAAGGGCUGGUGAAACUGAGCAGAACAAACUAACAAAAAGGCCAUCUGUCAGCAAGCAGUAUAAACGGAUGAGAAAAGAAACUAAACAACUAAUCCUAGCACCACGUGUUACAAGGCCAGUGUCGUCAGAACGAAAACAUAUCAGAUAUGUGGAGAAAGCAUUCGAUAAACUUGCCGACAUGUACAACAAUGGACAGAGUAGUGAGUUUGCAGUGGAAUGCAUCAGGCUUAGAGAAUACAGACCUAAUUGCUAUGAUACAUGGUUUACUGUGGAAUAUAUGAAGGUCUUGUUUGCACAGCGUAAAUUAGAUAAUACUGCGGUAAAAGAGUCACUUUCUCUAGCAAAAAAACUGAUGCCUAAAACCACGGAUCCUAUGUAUUCCCAGCUGUUACUGCUAUCUCCACAAACACGGAAGUACCUUUUACAACGGAAGUAUGCCAAGCUACAACAGAUAACGGACGACAGGAAAAUGAUAGUUGAAUCAAACCCAGCGCAUUGCACCGGAAGAGGUGCCGCAUGGGUUUACUACAACGAGGGGAGAAGUAACGCGUUACAGCUCGAUAUGAUGACAGGUACCGUUCAUAACACAGGAAAAUCUGUCGAAAUAAUGCGAGAACGCACCAUCGAAAGCUACAAUCGAUCCCUUCAACAUUUCAAUGAGGAUAAAGGUCAGGAUCGAAUAUAUGGCGCAGCAUAUGUAAAGUUCCAGCUGGUGGUGCUGCUGUUGAGAUGUGGUUGUAAUGGACUAGGCAUGAGUAGCAAAACAAAUGUGCCAAAGAAAGACGCGAAAAUUGCUGACUACAUAAUGGAGCAGUUUGAAGGAUCGAAAUCUGAAUUAUGUCCAAUUCUGGAAAUGUAUUUUAGCAUUGCAAACUGCGAUCGCAUGUUCAGGAAGAAUCUUCUGAAUGAAGCUUUAAAAAACGCAGAACGUGCGUUGAGUCUGGCAACUGAAAACAUGACGGAGUAUGUGCAACCAAUACAAAACCGUGUGGACUAUCUCCGUCAUCAUACCAGCCAGGUCACAAAACCCCUCCUGAGUGAGUCUGCUACUUCAACCGAGGUAUCCUACUACACUACUAGUGACAACCCUGCUAGUUCACUUUCCCUUCCGUCCGUUCGGCGUCAACUUUUUUCUUCAUCUUCAAGUGAGAUUUGAAUAACCAAAAAUUCCUAAAUAAUUCCGGAAGAGUAAAUACAAGAAAUCAGCUCGAUAUCAGUUUUCGAAGGGAGCAUGGGAUGACUUUUACUCUGUUUGAUAGGAGAGUCCAUAGCUUUAGCAUGUACCGCGAAACUAGCAAUAAUACCCUCCCUUAAGCUUACAGAUGGUUGUAUAAAAAUGGGUGCACCACAAAUCAUUAUUUUAUUUUAAGACUUUCAAGUUGACAUCUUUAUGCUUAAAUUCAAAAGUUUCAUAAGAUAGAAGGGAAAUAAGCUACCGUUGUUCUGCAUUGAAUGUCCAGAGCGAAGUUUUUAGAGAUAAUUUGGGCUACCUUAUCAGCGAAUUAUGAAAACAAAACAAAAUCGACUCGAAACUAGCUAGCCGAGAUGUUAGGAAGUAUUGAUAUAACAUUUAAAUAAUUGGUUUCUGAAACUGAAGCGCGAAGUGACGUAUGGUCGUGAAAGGACAACGUCUGUAGUUUGUUUAUAACAUAUCAUGAAAGAAGACUACAUAUUUGUGUGUACGGUUAAUUUACCUUGAUCCACGUCCAAUGAGCAGACAAUAUUUUGAACAUUGGGACAAAAGUAUCUCAUUAUCAAAUGAAAAACUUGACACAUUGAUUAUGUUCCAAAUACCAAUAUUUAGUCUUGAAAACUGUUGACACCUCUUUCAAGGUCGCCGUGUUCGUACAUGUAAGAUUAUAACAUUCGAAGACGUAUGUUUAAACGUGUUGUAGCUGAUGUAUUAUUCAAAUUAGUAAAAAAAUAAAUGCAUAUUUUACAUUAUUAGACUAGUCUUAUAAUGUAAAAUCCAAAUCAAAACUCCAAACGGAAUGGAACAAUGUUCUAUAAAGGCCUCAUACUUUGUAAUAUCUUACUAUAUAUGUAUUACCAGAUGAUGUAAAUUGUAAACACGUACAUAUUGCCUUAUUUUGUGCACUCUGGAAAUGGACAAAGUGUAAAUAAUCAACAUCGGGCCACAUACAGGCCAUAUACAAACACACAUUUUCCUCAGUUAUGCGUACUUAUUCUGUGCUUAUCUCUAGUUGGUACGUCGCGAGUGUCAUGAGGUCAAGGGUUUUGUAUUUGCUGGAGGAAGUUUAUAUCAAAGUAAUGAUGAUAUAAUCUGCAUGUGAAACUUAAACAAAUGCAAGUUGGGCGUGUGUUACAUCAAAAAUAGCAAUACUGUGAAUGCGGUAAUUAUAUCAAGUGUAUUACUUCUCGUGGUAGUCUGUCUCAUUGUCAAAGUAAAUAUGUAAAGGAGAACAUUAGAUUCACCGACUCAUCUUCCAGCAUAGGAACAUGUAAUUAUUUAUUAAAUCAUCUUCAUAUCUGUCAUUUGUGAAAGAAUUCGUUACUUAACCGCUUUCCUUCGUUAUCAUAGCCCGAAUUGUGAUUGAAAUUAAUAUGUAUAUCUUUGCUUGAUUCGCUAACAUAUAUAUAUCUUUUCUCGUUGUAAUAUAUCUAAAAUUGUCAGUAAGUCUCAAAGAAAUUUGAAUUAAUUUAAGAUAAAGAACGCUUGUUCUCACGUUAAAUUAAAUGGCAAAUGAGAUAAAUCGAUACGUUCGCUGUGAUAAUCAUAAUCUAUAGUAAACACCGCUGACAGAUUAGCAGAUAACGUCAGUUCUUACCAUGAUCCGGUAGUCCUUUUACGUCGUAGAUAACAUAUAAAGUGUGACGAAUGUUCUUGGACUGGUAUACAACAGAACGGUAUGAGGAAUAUGCUAUUGAAAUAUUUAUUGUAAGUAGUUACGAUACAGGCGCAACCAAACUACAUAUUGUAUGUCAAAAUACAAAGUAAUUUCACAAAAAAAAGAAAAGACUUAGUGAUUUCACUUGGAACAGGUUACCUUUGUGGGUCAGAUAACGACGGUAAAUAACCACACGAUUGAUGUAAACGAUAUUAUAAUAAAAGGUUUAUAAAAUUACCAGCGAUAGGUUAUGUUAAAAAAUAACGUGUAUCAUGAAAAGUAAGUUUAGAAUAGUAUCUAUCACUCAUACAGGAAGACACUGUUAUAUCUAAUGUUUCAAACGGUAGAGGUGAAAUUACUAUGGGGCGAUACUGUACAUGAACAAUAAAACAGAUAUUUUCACCAGGGAAAUCUUGAAUAUCAUCAUAUAUUCCAACAAACCAGGGUUGAUCUGGUACUUAAAUGAAAGUUCCUGACCUUGUAAAGUUCACGUAGGCUGUCAGUAUGAAUUCCAGUUAUAAAGAGAGUUUUGAAUUGAGAGUAUUCGGAGCAAAAUAAGGGAAUCAAACGAUGGAAAAUAUUAUAAUUCUCAAGGAUAUCUUUUCAUUGAAAUAUAUAUAUAUAUUUGUUAAUGUUGUACGGGGUUAUAACUAGUUAAACUACCCUUAUGAACAUCAAUUCAUUUGUAGACAAAUGUUUUGAUACGCACGUUAUGAAAACUUGCAUAUGGUUUUCUUUAUACAGGAUACAUAUUCUCUGUGUAAUGUACCCUUUGUGUAAUGUAACUGGUGUGAAUGACGUGUAUACAAAACUCUGAUGUAAAUAGCUUUGUUAUUUAAUAAAUAUUCAGAGAAG
This is a messenger RNA of Ylistrum balloti, 4121 nucleotides long. RefSeq lists its product as uncharacterized. Gene Ontology annotation, biological process: regulation of apoptotic process. The coding region runs from base 140 to 1573 and encodes 477 amino acids. The transcript is spliced from 2 exons. Lineage: Eukaryota; Metazoa; Mollusca; Bivalvia; Pectinida; Pectinidae. The record is from RefSeq and is a predicted model, not a curated record.